AUGGCGACCCAUUCAAACCUGCAACCCUCGCGUCCACAAUUCAUCGAUCCAUGGCAAAAAUCAUCCUCAAAGUCAUCACAGCAGACCGCUGAAGCUCCUGACGGCCGGAUCGCGCACACAUUGACGGCGUGCACUAGGUGUAGACAACGAAAGUCUAGGUGCGACCCCGGAAUACCAAGAUGCUCCCCAUGCGAACGCAGCAACGCCAAGUGCGUAUACUACGACUCGGCCCGAAAGUGUACCAUACCGCGAACAUACAUCGUCUCCCUACGGGAAAAAGCUCGUUUGCUGGAACAGGAACUUGCAGAUCUGGAGAAGGACAUACAACAUGCUGCAGAUGCGGAACUCAUGGUUCGGGGCGCAGGCCGCAUCCGAUUCAAAGAGAACGAUGAGUCUCGGUACCUAGGGCCAUCCAGCGGUAUCGCAAUUACUCGUCUGGUGAUGGAGAUGGCCAAGCAGAACACGGACUCGAAAAGCAUUAAGGAUGUUGUCCCCGAGUUUACAGCACAGGAGAUCAAAGCCGCAUUUGCGCAAGAAAGUUCUAAACCGACAUCCAAAGUCUACCCCAUGAUCAGUUCCCUUGCUCAACCUAACCUACCCCCACGAAACUUGACCUACCGACUUAUAGAUAUAUUUGUGGUCAAAGAUACUCGACCGGUUGUAGUGUUGACAAUCUUCCUAGCGCAAGCCAUGCUACCCACAUUACACGAACCAUCAUUUCGUCAGGAGGUCGAACAUGUCUUUAAUGGCUCUGAUGACCCUUGCCAGAAUUUCCAAUUGAGAAUGGUGAUUGCCAUUAGCAUGCAAAAGAUGAGCACUGAAUAUGCAGGGCUAGCAGACAGUUAUUACCUAGCAGCACUGCCAUACUUAGAGGCAUCUCUAAGGCGCAUGGAUCUCAGGGCACUGCAAUGCCUCGUGUUGAUAGCCCAGUACUCUUUACUCACGCCCACAAGAACCGCUGCGUACUGGGUCGUUGGGAUGGCUGUCAAACUCUGCCAGGAUCUCGGUCUGACUGACGAGGCCACCAUCGCUAAGUCACCCAGCGGAGGACCAUUGAACCCCCUGGAGAUAGAUAUGAGACGACGACUAUUCUGGAUUGUCACUUCAAUGGAACUCGGACUAUCCCAUAGCCUUGGCCGACCGAGCUGCUAUUCUGUUCCGCAUGACUAUAUCCACGUUAAUUUUUUCGAACUAGUGGACGAUCAAUACAUUACUCCUGAUGGGGUACUUCCAGGUGGCACCCCUAUAUUACCCAAGUGUAUAGCUAUACACUUCUUCAAAAUGAGAUUGCUGCAACUGGAAAUACGCAGGACGCUGUAUUUGAACAAGCGCGAGACUCCUGCAGAUGAUCAAGAUCCGUGGUUUUCACAGAUGCUCGCUAAGCUCGACCAUUGGGUAGCUUCUUGCCCAAAAAAUGAUGGCGGCAGCGGACUAAGCGAGAAAUGGUUCCAUGGCAGACGAAAUACAAUGAUCGUUUUCAUGUUCCGACCAUCCCCGCAGGUUCCUGAACCUUCAGUUGAAGCUGCGCGCAAAUGCUAUGAAGCCUCGAUUUUCAAUGUUUCCAUGCAACGAGAGCAGAUUGCCACCGGAUCUGUGGAUUUGACCUGGAUCUUUACGCAGUCGCUGUUCAUGGCUAUGAACACCAUUCUUUGGUCUUUUUCAUACCCCGAUAUCCGAAAAGAGCACCCAUUAGAGGAGGCCAGAGGACAUCUUAAUGUGGCUUUGGAAGCUAUCAUGCUCGCUGCAGAAAGGUGGCCCGGGGUAGAGUCGGCCUUGCUUCUGUAUAGAAGUCUCGUAACUGCAUGCCUCAAGGCAUAUAACACCGAGGAGUCGUUUGUCGUUCAUUCCCCGUCUAGUCACGCAACCCCCUCGUCUACACAAGAUGUGGCAACUCCACCCUCAAUCUCCAGUCCUUCUAGCACAACAGCAUCAUUUCGAGUUGGAAACCCAUCGAUCAACGAUACGAUAUCGGUUGGCACCGUUUCAAGGGGGCAAUCAGCGGAUCCCUCCGUUUCUUUCUCACAGUCGUCCCCGAUGCAGUCUGUGAUAGCCGAGCCACACAAAACACCGCCUUACGCGUUGUGGGAGCCAGAACUUCCUUCACAUCAACACUCUGUGUCAAACUCCAGACAGAACCAGUAUGCACCUUCUAGGGCACAUGAUUCAGCCACCGUCUUUUCCGAUAUCGGAUUCAACCCCGCGACACCAUUCAAUUCUUUCCCUUCUGUUGUUCCUGGCCUACCAGGCUGGGACCCCAACUUUGCUGUUGCCUCAACGACAGCAAGCCAUCUAGCGUAUGUUGACGCAGCGGUUGACCCAAUGCGUUGGCUGGAUACCAUAGACGACCAAUAUUCUCAGUACUUCAAUGGAGCGUAUCCUAUUCCACCCUGGCGGGGGAGAACGCUCAGUCAACAGGAACAAAUUGAGCUCAUGGCUUCCUUGGAGGAGAAUAUUCCCGAUGUUUCUGCGCAACUUGUGCGAGAUUCAGCAACAUUCUACCAAUCUUGA
This is a messenger RNA of Aspergillus clavatus NRRL 1, 2508 nucleotides long. Its product is annotated as putative C6 transcription factor. Gene Ontology annotation, molecular function: zinc ion binding; sequence-specific DNA binding; DNA-binding transcription factor activity, RNA polymerase II-specific. Lineage: Eukaryota; Fungi; Ascomycota; Eurotiomycetes; Eurotiales; Aspergillaceae. The transcript has 4 exons. The record is from RefSeq and is a predicted model, not a curated record. Bases 1 to 2508 code for a protein of 835 amino acids. Gene Ontology annotation, biological process: positive regulation of transcription by RNA polymerase II; DNA-templated transcription.